AUGUACGCGAGGUGUGGGAGCACGGCCGACGCUCGAUCCGUCUUCGACAGGCUGCCCUGCCACGACACCGCGUCCUGGAAUUCCUUGAUGCUCGGCUAUGCCGAGAAUGGGCAAGGUGAGCUGGUUCUCGACGAUUUCUUCUCGCGGCUCCAUGGCCAGGGCCGCGCUUUCGAUGGCCGGUCCUUUGUAGCUGCGCUCAAGGCAUGCUCCAGCAUCGCCGCCAGGGAAGAGUCCACUCCAAGCAUCCAUGGAAAUGGCAAGUUCGUCAAGGCGAGAGCUCUAGAAAAUGUGAAGAGCGUCCACUCCAAGGCUCUUCUAGGUGCCUACUGCUCUCUCAACGUCAUCGUCUUCAACACUCUGGUGGAUUCCUAUGCGAGGUGUGGGAGCAUGCCCGAUGCACGACGGGUUUUCGAGAGGAUGCCUUGCCACAGCAUCGUGUCCUGGAACUCACUGCUGCUGGGAUACGUGGAAGUUGGCGACCAAGAUCAAGCUCUAGACUUGUUCCAGUGGAUGAUCGAGACUGGAAGUUGCAAGCCAGAGGCACGGACUUUCGGAGCAGUGUUCAAGGCUUGCGGUAGUCUGGCAGUGAAGAAUGGAGACUCUCUUAGUGGAAGGUGGUUGACUCUGGAGAAAGGCAGGGCUCUUCACUUGGAAGCGGUAACACGGGCUUGCGAGCUUGACGACUUCGCCUUGAACGCUCUGGUUGAUAUGUACGCGAAGUGUGGGAGUGUGGAAGACGCCCAGGGGGUCUUCGACAGCAUGCCAGCCCGUGAUAUCGUGUCUUGGACAGCGUUGCUGAUGGCCUAUACCGAAAGUGGACAGGAAGGACGAGCGCUGGAGCUUCUCUCUCGCAUGGAAAUCGAGCCGGACGCACAGACUUAUGCUGCGGCAGCAAAGGCUUGCACAGGCUUGGCAGUGAAGGAGCAAGGCGUGGACGUCUCUGGGAAGCUUGUCAAGCUACGUGCACUCGACAAGGGAAUGGCUGUUCACUCCAGGGCCGCGAGAAGUGGAUGUGACACCGAUGUUUUCGUGGCCAGCGUCCUCAUUACCAUGUAUGGCAAGUGUGGGAGCCCGGUGGAUUCUCGCAAGGUUUUUGAGAGGAUGCAGUCCCCGGAUAUCGUCUCGUGGACUGGACUGUUAUCUGCUCACGUUGAAAACGGGGAGGCAGAAGCGGCGCUGGCAAUGUUUUUCCGGAUGCAGCAAGGAGGAGAAGAACGAGGCAGGAGAAACUCUCCAGCUUUUAUACAGGCGCUCAACGCAUGCUGUGCUCUAGCAGCAAAGGAGGAGGCAGUUGAAUCAGAUGGAGCGGUCGUGAAAGUCGGGGCUUUGGAUAUGGGAGUUGCCAUCCAUUCCCUGGCGAAAGCCAGUGGAUGCGACCAGGAUACUUUGGUGGCAAACGGCCUGAUCGAUAUGUACUCGAAGUGCGGGAGCUUGGCCAGCGCACACAGGGUGUUUGAAGUGAUUCCUGCUCGCAAUCUACAGUCCUGGAACAAGCUCAUGCUCGGGUGUGUCGCCAACCGAGAGGCGGACCUGACUCUGGACGUGUUUGCUCGCAUGCAAACGCAAGGUGGCUUCACACCCGAUGCUCAGAGCUACGUUGCUGCGCUCAAGGCCUGGUCUCGCCUUGCUGCGAACGAAGAGAAGAAUCCAGAGGGGUUGAAGACGAGCUCGCUAGAAAAAGGCAGAGCCUUACACCGGCAGACAGGGAAGAAGCUCGGUGAUAUCUACUUGGCGGGCACGCUGGUGGAGUUUUACUCCAAGUGUGGCAGCACGGAGGACGCUCAGCAGAUCUUUGACAGGGUGCCUUGCUUCGACGCUGGACUUUGCAACGCGCUGAUGCUCGGCUACACGGAAAACGACAAGCCAGACUCGGCCUUGGAGCUGUUCAAGCAACUCCCAGCGCAAGCCAGCCUCGACUGUCUCACGUAUCUAGCGGCUUUGAAGGCUUCCACGAGGCUAGCGAUCAAGGGAGAGCCGAGAGUGGUGAAUGGAAGGAGAGUGAUCAAGGCCGAGGCUCUGGAAGGUGGCAUGGCGGUUCACGCUCGUAUGAUCGCCGACGGGGUUUCGUGGGACCGGGAGCUUUCACUCGGCAACAGUCUGGUGGACAUGUACGCAAAGUGUGGAAGCCUGGUGGAUUCUCGGCAAGCUUUCGACAGGAUGGCUCGCCACAGCGUCGUGUCGUGGACGUCGCUGAUACUGGGGUGCUCCGAGAAUGGCGACGAGGCGCUGGCUCUGGAGCUGUUUGCUCGCGGUGGAUUCGCAGUGGACGCCGCAAGCCUCACAGCAGCGCUCAAGUCGUGUGGGAGCCUGGUGGACGUGGAGCUUGGAAGGAGAGCUCACUCCCAGGCGUGUAGAGCCGGGCUGGAGAGCGAUGGUGCCGUGACGAGCUCGCUGGUGGACAUGUAUGGUAAAUGCGGGAGCUCCUCCAGCAGCCAGCACGUCUUUGAUUCCAUGGCGGCCAGGAGCACUGCGGCUUGGAACUCGCUGCUGGGAGCUUACAGCCGGGUGGGAGAGAUCGGACAGGUGCUUGAAAGCUUUGGAAAGAUGCGGGAGGAGGGAUUCCCAGCCGAUGGAAUCACUUGCCUGUGCCUCUUGACGGCCUACAAUCACUGUGGCCGUGUGGAGCAAGGCAAGAGGUUCUUCGAUUCCAUGAGCUGCUGGGGCGUGGAGCACGUCCACUGCGUGAUUGAUAUGUUGGCGAGGGCCGACUCCGAGGCGAUGGAGGCUGCUGUGGAGCUUGCGAGCUCGUUGGCUUUGAGUGAGGAUGGCGAUGCAAUCACUUGGAGGAUCCUUCUUGCUGGUUGUGAGAGAUGGAAGAAUGUGGAAGUGGGAGAUGUGGUGUUUGAGAGGCUCGUGGCUAAAGGCCAGGACGAUGCUUUUGCUUAUGCUUUGAUCGCCAAGCUCCACAGGAGCUAA
This is a messenger RNA of Selaginella moellendorffii, 2916 nucleotides long. RefSeq names its product pentatricopeptide repeat-containing protein At3g09040, mitochondrial-like. NCBI's taxonomy places the organism in Eukaryota, Viridiplantae, Streptophyta, Lycopodiopsida, Selaginellales, Selaginellaceae. The coding region runs from base 1 to 2916 and encodes 971 amino acids. Gene Ontology annotation, biological process: RNA modification. The transcript has a single exon. The record is from RefSeq and is a predicted model, not a curated record. Gene Ontology annotation, molecular function: RNA binding; protein binding.